Molecule: messenger RNA, 3367 nt
Organism: Sander lucioperca (pikeperch)
Lineage: Eukaryota; Metazoa; Chordata; Actinopteri; Perciformes; Percidae
Product: synaptogyrin-3-like
Exons: 4
Coding region: 141-731 (196 amino acids)
Cellular component (GO): synaptic vesicle membrane; neuromuscular junction
Source: RefSeq, a predicted model, not a curated record
GCGGUGCAGCUGUGAUCUGCUCCUGGUGACGCGGUGUGACUUCACACGGAGGCUGGAGGAGGACGCCGCCGCUCCGCGCAGCUCCCUGACCGUCUCCUCUCGUUCUCUCAGCGGGCGUCAGGCUGCACAAAGCCGGAGGGAUGGAUCCAGCGCGCCCGUACGGCGCCGGGAAAGCCGGGAGCGUCGCUUUCGAUCCGGUCGCCUUCUUCACGCAUCCCCGAACCAUCCUCAGACUGAUGUCGUGGGUUUUCUCCAUGGUGGUGUUCAGCUGCAUCGUGAACGAGGGCUACAUCAACAUCGGCAGCGAGCGUUUGCUCUGCGUCUUCAACAACAAUGCUGAUGCUUGUAACUAUGGUGUUACCGUGGGCGUGGCCUGUUUCCUUGGCAGCAUCUUUUUCCUGAUUCUGGACAUUUACUUCCCCUCCAUCAGCAGCGUCAAGGACAGAAGACGUGCUGUCCUGCUGGACCUCGUCUUCUCUGGUCUUGCUAGCUUCCUGUGGUUCGUUGGCUUCUGUUUUCUGGCCAAUCAGUGGCAGGAUACCUCUCCAGACGAGCUGCCAUUGGCCCAGGGCUCCGACGCCGCUAGAGCCACCAUCGCUUUCUGCUUCUUCUCCAUCCUGACCUGGGGUUAUCAGUGUCUGCAGGCAAUGAACAGAUUUAAGAGCAUUUCCUUCAUGGAGGACAAGCAGAGACUCCUGCCAAAGAGCCCUCCCACCCUCUCCCUAGUCUAACACACACACACACACACACACACGUUUAUCAGCCCUUCAUUUCACCACUCUCUUCAUACCUUCCCAUCAAGAUGCUCAAUGCAAUGAGCUGUGAUCCACUCUUAUGUAUGACUGUAAACAAAAGCUGCAAAAACUCAGUGUUAGUUUUGAAUUACAGACUUACAGAUUUUUUGAAAAAUGGAAGUGAUAAAAUCACGUCUCUGUCUGUCUACUAUAAUCACAUGUAUUCAUGGUCAUGAUUUUGUGGUGGCCUAAAGGUAAGAGUUUCCUGAGUUUGAGCCACUGACCAGCAGGAUAAAUGUAGGUGGGGAAAGUGAAAGACUUGCGCGUCAUUCAUUACAAGCAUUAAGGUGCCCUUGAGCAAGGCCCUUAACCCCUAACCGCUCCAGUUGAGCUGCUCAGUAGCCAAGAGGUCAGACGGUGGCAGUUUCCAGGUGUGAAAUGUGUGUAACUGUGGAGAUGUUUACAGAUUGUUCCUGAAAAAGAGCUGCUCUCAGCGAGACUUCCCUGGUUAAAAGUUUUUUAGAAAAAGAAUUGCAAUGCUAGAUAGCAUUGCUGUUCACACAGAGGCCGACAGAUUUAUUAUCCAUUGACAACUCAAUGGAGGCUGUUGAAACAAUUUUUACCAUCAAACCAAUAGCAGCCAUUUAUCUCACUGUCAGAGGAUGAGGAAAGGUUAAGCUGUAAUUGUGUCAAGGAUUUGCAGCAUGUUACAAAAGACUCUUCCAAGUCUGCCAAGUCAGUUUUUCUCCCUAUAGUUCUGUAAAUUGUUCUGCAAUAGAUUUAUAGUACGUGACAGAGAGCCAAAUCAAUGUUACUUUCACUUUGGCUCCUGACUCUCAGGGAAAGUCUCCUGAUUUUACACAGUAAAGUUGGUUUACUAAUCAUGAGGUGUUCAACUCAGCCCGUGAAAACAGUUGUAUAAUGUCAAGUCGAGUUUUAAAGACGAGGGGAUAUAGCAAGCAGGGAGGUUAUAAUGCUAUAAGAUGCUCUAAAGUUGCAUUAUUGGAAACGGAGGAUCCAGCAUUUUUGCAGUGUAACCCAUACUAAGAAAAGUCAGCAUAUCUUGGUCUCUUUAUUCAAGCCUCCUUUCAAUCCUCCUUUUUUUUUGAGUAUCAGCACUUCUAACCAAACUGUGCACGUUUCCAGGUUUACGUAACAGCUCUUUUCCACUGCAAGAACUUGCUGAAAUGUAAUGUAACAUGUAAACCUCGUCAUGGGUUUUGCUUUUGUUUUCAUGUUUCUGUUCACUUUGGGGAUGAGAACUCACUUUCGGCACUGCUCAGGAGAUUAUAAUAAAUUCCUUUCAUGAGUUGCCGUUAGCGCUGUUGUUUGUGAUCAAGCUAGCAGAUGUGUUCUUACAUCACAACAAGGACAACGAACACAACAAUAUUAACCCCCAUGUUACCGCUGAAUAUUGUAUUUAAUAGGAAAAUCAGUACUUUAACAAAGAACAACAAUGGAGAAUGGUUUUCAGAAAGAAAGAGCUGGAGUCAGAGAUUACCAAUGAAAAAAUGCACCAGAAGAUUUCUUCGAGUCUGGCAGAAAUGUGAAUGUGACACACAGCCAGACAGUGCAGAGAAAGAAAUUAAAGGGAUUAUACCAAGAGGAGUUAAGGAUCACAAUGGGUCUGGUAGAGAAAUAGCAAAAGUGUGAAGUGAUUUGACACACUGGAUUCCAUUUUGGGCUACUGACCAGCUUGUGUAUAUCCACACAUCCCCGUUUAUAAAUGCUGUAUAAAGUGGACACUGAAGAAACCCAGAACCAAGACCUCACAGGGUUCCUAAAAGUUUAGGUCAUGGCAAUCCCUAGAUUAGCCUACGGGUUGUUCAGGUUUUUAGGGGUCAUCUCUAGUUCCCAGGGUCCUCAUUGUAAGAGAUUGGUAAGAGCUGUCUUUGCAGUUAAAUUGCAAAAGAACGUAGGGAGAUAGACAUUAUAAAUGCAAUUUGAAUGGUACAAAUCAAUUUAGCCACUGUGGGGAUACCAAUGUCUGAAAUGGAAUUUCAGGGCGUAGAUUUCAAGGAAUAAAACAUCAGUAGGCUGACCCAUAACUGACCCAUUGCUGAGAAUAUAAACCCCUUUGAAAGGUCUCCUUAAUGUGUCAUAUUAAGAGGAUAUUUAACUGGGAAUCACAGGACCCAGCUGGGAACAUAGAUAUGUUCCUGAUUUCUAGGCACACAGAAGGAGGGACUGUAGUGAUGGCAGACUAAAAUAUCUCAACAACUAUUGGAUGGAUUUCCAUGACACUUUAUGCAGACAUUCAUGGUUUCAAGAUGAUGAAUCCUAAUGACUUUGGUGAUCCCCUGACUUUUCAUCUAAUGCCUUCACCAGAUGAAAUCAUUUUCAUUUGUCCAAUAUGUUUGGUCAUGCCCAAAUACUUGCAAAUGUUAGCAUGCCAACACACUAAACUACAAUUGUGAACCUGGUAAUCAUUAUAUAUCUGCUUAACAUCAGCAUGUUGUCAUUCUGAGCAUGUUAGCACACUGAUGUUAGCAUUUUGCACAGCUUCACAAGGUGCUAGCCUGGCUGUAGACUCUUAUUCUUGCUGUGAAAAGUGCUGUAAAAGCGUCUUUAAUGCAAAUCAAUUUGUAACUAACAUCCUCUGCUAAUGUGUGUGUGUGUGUGUGUGUGUGUGU